AUGGUGAACGAUGUACUUAAUGAUCUAGUUACACGUGAUUUAUUAUACUGUGGUGAUGGUGAAAGAAUAUUCUUUGAAACGAAACGUUCAUCAAUGGUGAAAACUUAUUUAAAAUUUAUACCAACUACUGAGGAUGAACCACGAUUUCGCGACAGUCUUUUAGAGUUAUAUAAUAUACAAUAUGAAGAUUAUAUAAAACAAUUUGAUCAAGCUUCAUUAUUACCAGCAAAAAGCUCUUUAACACCUUUUGGCCGUGAUUAUAUUCGGAAACCACAAUACGCACCUAUCAUGAAUAAAAAAUAUUGUUUUGUAACACCAGACAAGCAAUUGAAUACAUCAAAUGAUGAGACUGAUGUUGCUCGUGAAGAAACACAAUUAAAUCGACAAGGUAAUAUUCUCUUUUUUUUUUAUAAAAUAACAGAAAUUCAAUUUUCAAUGAGUCAUGGAUGUGUUUCAGAUAAUGACUUACGUUCUUUACCAUUAGUAGAUGUCAAUCAUCAUGAUCAGCAUGAACUUUUAACAUGUAAUGCCGAUAAAACAAUACAACAUUCAUCAAUUCUUGGCGCCAAUCAAUGUAUUCAAACUACAAAAGCAACGGAUCAUAUCUUGACAAUCCAAGAAAAUGUCGUAAAAGAUAUUAAUGAUAUACAAAACCGAAAUUUAUUGUUGUCGUCAGCGGUCGCUAUACCGAGAAUAAGCACGACUCCUAAAACUUGUGCUAUUGCAACCGAACAAGAUGAAAACUCAGUUCUCUUGAAAAAAGAUGAAUUUUAUGCUCUUCAAAAUCAACCAACAGUAUCAGAUGAUUGUGAUCAAACAACCCUUGAAAAUGUUGAUCUGAAUACUUGGCAUGAUCGUCCAUUGAAUGUUACUACACCAGAGGAUGUAAAUAAUGACCACGAUGAUAUACUAACAAAAAAUUCAGAACUAGAUGGUAUUACAGAUGAUCUAAAACAAUCUAGUAGUGAAGCAGCAGGACAACUGGAUAAAAUUCUGGAAGCAACUCAAAAUGAUCAAGAGAAAAUAGUAGGAAAAACAAUGGAUAUAAAUAAGAAAAUACUUGCUGGAAAAGCUUUACUAAUUCCAUCCAUUGUACUAACAAAAGGAUUGAUUGGAUUACACAUAAGAGCACCAGCAAAAGAUAUCAAUGAUGCAUUAGAGUAUCUUGUAGCCGAAGAAUUAUUGAAAAAAGACAAGUAUCUUCAAGCCAGAAACCAUCCAAUUGAAUCAUAUUUGAAAUGUCUUCCGAAAGAUUUUGAUAACAUAUCAAAUAAAUAUUUAUUACAACGAAAAUUAUCAGAACCUCAAGUGACUGUUGAUAAAUAUCUUGAUUCAUUGAAAACAAUAAAAUAUGCAACACUAGUACAAUGCCCAACGAGUAUAUUGAUUAAUGUGUUACAAACACCACCUUAUGAUCAGUUUCAGAUUGAUCUUUCAAGCAAACGUAAAGCAAAUCGUAAUACAAUAAUCAUAGAUUUAUUACGUGAAUGCACAGGUGAAAAAUUAGAACAGUGGACGCCAAUAACAAUCGAACAAUCGUUAAUGGCAAUCAAUGCAUUAGGUUUUCUCAAUCGGGUUGAAGAAAAACUCUUAGAUACAAAGUUAAAUACUUAUUUAACAUCCAAAGGUUGUUCAAAUAUGAUAGUCGAACCAUAUAUUAAAAAAUGUUGUGAUACGAAAUUAAAAAUGAUCAUUGGACGAAAAAUAAUAAUAUUCAAAAUAGAUGGUUCAUAUACCGGUACAUUAACAUAUGGUAAUUGUCUAAAAUGUAUGAAACAAUAUUCACAUAAUUAUUUUAUGUAUCAAGACAAAAAAUACGUUACGUACGAUUCAGUCUUCAGCAGUAACUUAGUCUAUUUGGGUGGUAAUUACGGUUAUGAUAAAAAAUUUAUCAGGUGGUUGUCAAAUUCUAUUUUAUAUUUGUAUAGUGGUUUUGAGAAUUUUGCUAAAUGUUAUAAUGCAACAAACAAUCAAAUUUCUAAAACUGUCGAUACCGCUAAUAUCAAUCUAUGCCCAACUCGAAUACAAGAUUUUUGGUUUUUGUACAACUUUAUAAAUAUAUCAUUCUUUUAUACCGAAUCAACAAUAUUGCAAGUUCCAAGUAACUGCGAUCGACAAAAAUUAGUCGAAUUUAUGAAUACUAAUUAUGACAGAUUAAACAAACAUUUUGUAAACUAUUGGGCUUUACACAAAGAACAUCAUAGUUGCGGAACAACAUGUUCAAUGGCAUUUGUAACAGACGGAUUUCAAAAAUCCAGUCGCUUUAUAUGCGGUAAUAUUAAAAUGGUUGUUCGCAGUAAAGAACUAGGAUAUGUACAAGUUGGGUGUGGUAAUCGCCCAGAAUAUGAAGCAAAACAUAAAAGAAAACAGGAUAAUCAAUGUAAAUCAAUAACAACAUCAACAAAUGGUUCAAAUGACGAUACAACAGAUGCUUUAUGUCGAAGCUGUAAACUAAAUCCGAUAUCACAUGAUGUUGAAGAAGAAAUAAUUACCAACAAUGAAUGCAAUAUUAAUCGAAAUCCACGCUUUGUAAAUGGGAAAGUUAGAUCUUAUGGCGUGAUAUACACGAUGUAUAACUGUGGAAUUGUUGUGGAUUUUCUUGAGAUUAACUUGUCUGAGCAAGUAUUUAUCACUUUGUUGCAUUGGUUCAGUAUGUUAGAUAAAAUCAGUGAUUUAACAAAAACACCGACGAUUUUCAUCUACGAUAAUGCGUGUAGCGUAUGGUUAUAUUUCAAAACACGAUUUCAUACCACCAAAACGUUAGUUCUAACACAAUCAGCACAGUACCUUGAUUCAUGUGAGAUGUUUAUUGACCGUCUUCAUCAAAAAACACACACUCGUCCCAUGUGUCGUACAGAAAGGAAUAUUGAUUUGAAACCACAUUUAGAUGAUGUGAAUACAAUGGUUUGUGAACAGAAUAAUUCAUGGCUCAAGCAGUUCAUCAAUAUAUUGUGCAAUUUAUCAGGGCAACGUUCCAAAUUUUAUUAUUUGUUUCUAUUUCAUUUGCUAAAUUGCAGACGUUGCUCAUUCAAUCCAGAAAAAAAACCACACCUUUUGUGAUUUAAUAAUAAUUCUAUUCUUUCACAUUUUAUCUUUCGUUGUUUCUAACCAAUUUAUAUUAUACAUUGUUAGGGAUAUCUUCGCAUAGUUUCACUUAUUGUUCGUCUUCUUUUUUUAUGGGUUGAAUAUAUUUCUUUCUUUCUUUCUGAUCACAUAUAUUUCUUUCUAUCUGAUCAUAUAUAUUUCUUUCGUUCUUUCUUUCUUUCUGAUCAUAUAUAUUUCGAUCACAUAUCUUCUUAUUCUUCUUAUGUUUAAACCCUGGAAUCGUUCGGCCACGUAUAUAUGUUCCUCCUCUUCUAUAUGAUCGGUCUGAUAUAGUGUGUGUAAUUAUCACCAUCAAAUAGAAACCGUUAGCAGACAUUCUUUUCGAAAAUACCCUUACAAGUUCAGUUAAACAACGAAAGAUAUUCACAGGUAUUCAAGAAGUUCUAUAAUUAUAGAUAAAGGAAAAGCAAGUAAAUGAACUGUGAAAAGCUUAAGGCCCCCCCCCCCCCCCCCCGGGACAAAAAAAAUUCCCAUAAAAAAUACCAAUUUUGGGAUUCAUCCAUAUUCAGAUAGCUUAUCAUCUACGCUUUCGAAUGGACUAUAAUUUAUUGGUUUUCUGAUGGUUUUUGAGGGUUUUACAAUGAGUUUUCUGAAAACCCUUUCUGAAAUUUUUUUUUAAAACUUUAAUUAUUGAUGAUAUUUGAAUUUUUUCCUAUACUACAUAUUAAACAAAAAAAACUAAUUCUCAAAGUAAAAACUUGUUUUGCGUUUUUCUCAAAACUAUUUUUUUAUAUUUUAUCUGUUAGUAUUUUCUAGAUUUCUCCACUAUUUUGAAUGACAGAAAGCUCGGGAAGGUUUUAAAUUAAAGCUAAAGCUCAGCACUAGAGCAUAGCAAAAGCCGUAGUUUUUGUUUUCCGUUUAGUUCUUGAUGAAAAAAUCGAGUUUUGUAAAGAGUUAACCUCAAGUUUUUCCAAAAACCUUUUUUGUUAUUCAAAAAACCGGCUUUACUAAGCUUUAGAGCUGCGCUUUAGCUUCAUUUUAAAACCGUCCGAAGUUUUCUAUCAUUCAAAACGGUGGAGAAAUCCUGGAGCUACGACGGCCUACUUUUUAUCCUUGAUAUCAGGAUAACUCGAGCAAAACUCAAUAUUACGAACUCAAUUUUUGACUGAAGACUAUCCAAGGUUAGAUACAUAUUCAGUAAAAAUUUCACUAAGAGUGAGUGCUCUGGAAAAAAAAUUUUGAUUCGGGGGGGCCCUUAAGGAAUAAAGGAAAUGAAUGGUCAGGGGCGUUUAA
This is a messenger RNA of Adineta steineri, 4338 nucleotides long. The record is from the annotation of a GenBank genome assembly. NCBI's taxonomy places the organism in Eukaryota, Metazoa, Rotifera, Eurotatoria, Adinetida, Adinetidae.